UUGACGUCAAUUUUUGUGUGUGAUCGUGUGACAAAUACAAGACAAUAGGAACAAGACGAAAGACGACAAGGAAAGCGGAAAAAAUGCCAGACCGCACUUUUUGUCCAGCGUUAACAAUUUGACGCUAAACUGCUAAAAAAAAAGAGGAUUCUCGACAUAAGCAGAGACUGAGAAAACCGUGAGAAGGCGAGAAAAUCUCAAUUUUUCACUUAGCUCUUAGGGCGCUUUCAAUUUAAAGAAAGCGACCAAAUAGAGUAGCAAGCGCACAACAACAACAAAAACUCUACAAACAAACAUAAGAAGCCAUUAAAACAACGCACAAACAAACAAACAAAAAAAAAAUACAAAGAAAAAUCCUACAAAAUGAGUCGAAAGAGUCAUGUGGCAACCCUGGUGAUGGCGACAGCAACCCUGCUGUUAGCCCUAAGCCAUUGCAAUGCAGACAGUCCACAACAUAGUCCCGAUCAUGGCCUCGGCAUGGGCAUGGGCGGCAUGGGAAUGGGUGGACACGGCAUGGAUGUGAGUCCAGCUCCUGGUUAUGGUGUCCCAGCUAUACCAAAAGAUCCGAAUUCCCGUUGCGAGGAGAUAACCAUACCGAUGUGUCGCGGCAUUGGCUACAACAUGACAUCAUUUCCCAAUGAAAUGAAUCAUGAGACCCAGGACGAGGCUGGACUGGAAGUCCAUCAGUUCUGGCCCCUGGUGGAGAUUAAAUGUUCACCCGAUUUGAAGUUCUUCUUGUGCAGCAUGUAUACGCCCAUUUGCCUGGAGGAUUAUCAUAAACCGUUGCCGGUAUGCCGCAGUGUCUGCGAGCGUGCCCGUUCUGGUUGUGCACCGAUUAUGCAGCAAUAUAGCUUCGAAUGGCCCGAACGGAUGGCUUGCGAGCAUUUACCCUUGCACGGCGAUCCCGAUAACUUGUGCAUGGAACAGCCAUCGUAUACGGAAGCAGGAAGUGGCAGCAGUGGCGGAUCUGGUGGCUCCGGCAGCGGCAGUGGCAGUGGUGGCAGUGGCAGCGGCUCUGGUGGCAAACGCAAACAGGGCGGCAGUGGCUCCGGUAGCGGUGGCAGCGGCAGCGGUUCAUCCACAUCGAACAAGUGCAAAGGAAAGAAUUCAAAAAACUGUCAAAACUCCCUAGGCGAAAAGGCAAACGGAAAAGAGUGCACAUGCUCAUGCCGAUCGCCGCUCAUCGUUCUGGGGAAGGAGCAACUAAUGCAACAGUCGCCCAUGAUGCAUCAUCAUUGGUACAUGAAUUUGACUGUACAAAGAAUCGCGGGCGUUCCAAAUUGCGCCAUACCGUGCAAGGGUCCGUUCUUCAGCAACGACGAAAAGGACUUCGCCGGCCUGUGGAUCGCCCUAUGGUCGGGUCUAUGCUUCUGCAGCACCCUAAUGACCCUAACCACAUUCAUCAUAGACACGGAAAGGUUUAAAUAUCCCGAAAGGCCAAUUGUUUUCCUAUCGGCAUGCUAUUUCAUGGUCGCAGUCGGUUAUCUAUCGCGUAAUUUCCUACAGAAUGAGGAAAUCGCCUGCGAUGGUAGACUAUUGAGGGAAAGUUCGACGGGACCGCAUUCGUGCACCUUGGUCUUCUUGCUCACAUAUUUCUUUGGCAUGGCCUCAUCGAUUUGGUGGGUUAUUCUAAGUUUCACCUGGUUCCUGGCCGCCGGAUUGAAGUGGGGCAAUGAAGCAAUUACCAAGCAUUCGCAAUAUUUUCAUCUAGCUGCCUGGCUUAUACCGACAGUUCAAUCCGUUGCCGUUUUACUGCUCUCCGCAGUUGAUGGUGAUCCCAUUCUGGGUAUUUGCUAUGUGGGUAAUCUCAAUCCGGAUCAUUUGAAGACAUUCGUAUUGGCACCGCUCUUUGUUUAUUUGGUGAUUGGUACCACAUUCCUAAUGGCUGGAUUUGUCUCACUGUUUCGCAUACGUUCGGUAAUCAAGCAACAGGGCGGAGUUGGAGCCGGUGUUAAAGCCGAUAAAUUGGAAAAACUAAUGAUACGCAUUGGCAUAUUCUCGGUUCUAUAUACCGUGCCAGCGACCAUUGUCAUUGGCUGCUAUCUGUAUGAGGCUGCCUAUUUUGAGGAUUGGAUCAAGGCAUUGGCCUGUCCCUGUGCCCCAGUCAAGGGUCCCGGAAAGAAACCAUUGUAUUCGGUUCUCAUGCUUAAAUAUUUCAUGGCUCUGGCUGUGGGCAUUACGUCCGGGGUGUGGAUCUGGUCAGGCAAAACACUUGAGAGUUGGCGCCGCUUUUGGCGUAGAUUAUUCGGUGCACCGGAUCGCACGGGUGCCAAUCAGGCAUUGAUUAAACAACGUCCACCCAUACCACAUCCGUAUGCGGGCUCUGGAAUGGGUAUGCCUGUGGGAUCGGCAGCCGGCUCGCUAUUAGCUACACCCUAUACUCAGGCUGGUGGUGCCUCAGUUGCCUCCACUAGCCACCACCAUUUGCACCAUCAUGUUCUCAAGCAGCCAGCGGCCAGUCAUGUAUGACAUGGAGAGUCGGGAGGAGCAGCUGGUGGUUGCGGCGGCGGCAGCAGUACAAUUGGUGGCGGCAGCGUUCUUGGCGGACACGGCACAGCCAUGAGCAAUAGUACAAUGGGCAUGGGAGCUCCUCCUCCUGGCAGCUUAAUGCAUGGUGGUUCAAAUGGUGGUGGUGUCGGCGGUGGCGGACCACCGGGCGCAAAUGUUUACGGCAAUGGCAAUAAUGGUGGUGUUAGUGGCGUCGGUGGUGUUGGUGGUGGUGGUCAGAGUACGGCUCCUGGUUCAGUGAUCGAUUCGCGGGCCGUUUCUGUGGUUGUAACAUUGCCCGGCGGGCCGGGCUCUCAGCAUCCUGGUCAGGCAUUGAGUGAUUAUGGUCCCAUAUAGUUAAUGGUACGCCCGGACACUGCGCAUUGGGUAUCGACGAGCAGUUUCAGUCAGCUGUAAGUGCAGACAAGAGACAAAGAAAACUCGAAACAGUCACUACCCAAUUAUCCAGAGAAAAACAACUCAGUCGCUCGCUCGCACUCUCUCUCUCUCUCUUUCUCUCUCUCUAUCUUAUUCUGUAUCUCUUUCCCCCCAAUAAUAAUAUCUAACUCUUUCUCACAAACUCUUUCACAUUUUGCUCUGAAAGAUUUUUUUUUUGAAGUACAUAAAUGCCAUAUUAAUUAACAUUCUAGUCCUGAACAAAAUCAAAACAUGAGAAACAUUUAGAGAAUUUAGAGGAGGGCAUUAUAUAGAGUAUAUAGAAAAGUAGAGAAGUCCAACCAGGGGCGCGCCAAAUCCCCCAACCCCAACCCCAAACCCCGCCCCACAAACCAUUCUUCUGGAAUACAAAAAACCCAAACCCCCUCCCAAAAAAAAAAUAGACUGAGAAUUGAACACA
Molecule: messenger RNA, 3343 nt
Organism: Drosophila willistoni
Lineage: Eukaryota; Metazoa; Arthropoda; Insecta; Diptera; Drosophilidae
Gene: fz2
Product: frizzled-2
Exons: 2
Coding region: 364-2469 (701 amino acids)
Biological process (GO): non-canonical Wnt signaling pathway; canonical Wnt signaling pathway
Cellular component (GO): plasma membrane
Molecular function (GO): Wnt receptor activity; Wnt-protein binding
Source: RefSeq, a predicted model, not a curated record